GCCGUUUCCCCCUUUUUUUUUUAAUUUCCGGUAGAAUUUUGAAGAGACUUGCAGGACACCCACAGUGCUCAGACUGCUGCCCGUGCAGAGCCUGGCACCACAGGUGCUGGAGCACCUUCCCUCCUGUGGAACCCGUUCCCUGCAGGCAGGACAGCGCUGGGGACAGCCGGUGACCCGCGGGCYGCGCAAGGGUUUUGUUCAUUAACAGCAAGGAUUUCCUUUACCAAAGACAAUGGAUUACAAAACAUUACCUGUGAAUGAAUGGGAUGAGAGCCAUGUCAAAUGUUGGCUGGAAUCUACUGGAAUCAAGAAGAAGUAUACAGAAAAACUAUAUGCAGAAGAAGUGACAGGUCCAGCACUAAAGGAACUGGAUGAGACUUUCCUCAAAAAGAUGGGAAUGAAGGAAGGCCAAAUCCAGAUCUUAAUCCACAAGAGAAAUGAACUUCUGCAGCUCCAGGACAAGGCACAGCAAGCCAAGGACCGCAGCAGYGAAACACCCGAAAGAACCGAUGCACAAACAGGCACAGCCAGAGCCAGCAAUGCCCCCACUCAGGACACAGCGAGUGGAGGCAGCUCUGGUGCUGCAGGUACAACCAGCAGUGAGAACACAGCUCCUACUUCUGGCAAGAGGCAAAGAAGAGGCAAGAAAUCCCAGCUUCAAAAUGCUGAUGAAGUUUUAGAUGUCAGAAACUGUCGGCCAUUUAGAAGUCAGGAUACUGAUUUCAAGUACGUGAAAGACACAGUUCUUGCUCCAGAAACUGGASUCAGUGAUUUAAUCACUCCCUGCCAUGAAUACAAAUCUUUGGACACUGCUGCAGAACUGAACAAAGAUCAACUGCAAUCAAAAUUUGCCUCUGAAGUGAUACGGUUUGCUUCAGCCUGCAUGAACAUUCGAACAAAUGGUACCAUCCAUUUUGGUGUCAUGGACAGUGUUGAGGACAAGGGCUGGAUACAUGGACAGAUCAAUGGCAUAAAGGUCAAAAACAGGGAAGACUUUGUUGAUGCACUAGAUUAUAUAGAAAAAUGCUUUUGCAAUAAUUUACAAGAAAUUGCAAGGAAAUGUAUUCAYCCACCUGUGUUUGUUGAAGUGAUUUCAAAAGACUCUCAGGAACAAAGAUUUGUAGUGGAGGUUGACAUUGAACCACUAUUCAGCUUAGUAAAGAAGAAUUGUUUUGAAGUUUAUUUGCCAAAAUACAAYGAAAACAGUGGGAAAGUGAUCCUGACCAAAGAACCAACUCUCUACCAGAGAUUAGGAGCAAAGUCUGAACCUGUGCUGCGCAACAAACUCACUGCUUUCAUUCAGGCUAUGCAAGACAGGGAUGAUCAAAGAGAAAGAGYUGAGCUCUCCAGCACACAAGUAGCCACAGAAAUACCUCAAGAUUUAGGAAGAAAGUUAUCAAUUCUAUUAAAUAAUGGCAAAAGCUACAUGGAUGAUUCCCUACGGUACAUCCUUGUCACAAACAGAUGUGAACAGGAUAAUCUGAACUAUAUCAAUUUUUUAAUGCACUUGAAUAUCUUCUGUGUCUUUGACUUUGAUGAACAUUCUAAUGUGUCRGGGCUGUACCGCAAGUACAAAGAGCACCAUGAAACAAGUUCUUAUUUUUUACAGGAUUUUUACAAAGAAAUUAAGACUGAUAAUUCUCUCUCUCAGAAACUGUUUGAUCAGACUAGCUGGAUAUUCUGCAAUGGGCGCAGUGACUUCCUUGGGGAUGRAAAGCCUUGUGAUGAAAAUACAUGGAUUAGAACCAAAAAAAAACACCUGAAGAAAGUAAUUACUUGUAUCUGUGAGGAAGUUCUGCCAGAGGGCUCUUUCAUUGURCUUUUUCUGUUGCUAUCACCAGUGCAGAAACCACUUGUGGACACUUUUCAGGAAUUCUAUACAGAGAUGCAUGGCAUGCAAUACAUCAUGUGCAUUGCAGAGUCCAGAAAAAAUUACAGAAAGUGGGCUAAUCUAGCUCAGGAAUCCUGCAGCAUUGAGACAUUAGAACAAUGCAGUGUUGUGGGUAUGAAGCUCAGUCAUGUAGAUGCCACCAUUCAAUCAAUGCUGCCUUCUACAGCCCAACCCAGACACCUGCCAGCUUCCAGUGGAGGGGUGUGUACACUUCCCUUGAGGGAAGAAGAGAAACUGUAUUCCCUAGAAAUCCUUUGUGCRGACCAAUGUGAUGAUAUCAAACCAAAUCUUUGGACUGAAAAACAAAUACAAGAAAUAGAACAAAAUUUUUACCGUGGCAGGAAAAUCACGUGGGAAAACCUGUGGCUUGCUGAUAAAAAACRCUGUGGGGAUAUCAUUGAACGCGAAGCAUGCACGGAGGCAAGCAAACUCUUGGAUGGCAUUUUACGAGGAAGUGGACAAAGUUAUUCUGUGGCUAAACUGAAGAUAUUUCACCACCCUGGAAGUGGUGGAAGCACAAUAGCACGGCAAGUUCUAUGGAAAAACAGAAAGCGUUUUAGAUGUGCUGUUAUCAAGACCUCAUAUCUACCUUCAACCGUUUGCAAUCAUGUGCUUGCACUUAGAGAUUAUGAAGAAAAGGAAAUCACUCACUGUUUUCCCGUCCUCCUCCUGAUCGAAGAUUAUGAUGACGAGUACUUUGAAGAACUACGGAGUCAGUUAAUGGAGGCUGUCACAACCAGGCAAAUGAAGACCUCCAGACCUUACUUCAUCCUCGUGUGCUGCAAACGAUGCAAUGACCCUGAGAGGCUUUGCAAGGCUUCUCCACAGGACACAGUUGCUGUCACUCACAAGCUGACAGAGUCAGAGAAAAAUCUGUUCAACACAAAACUUGAAAAACUGAAGCAGAAAGAUGUCAAGCCAGAAUUCAUACUUACAUUUGUGCUGAUGUGUGAGGAGUUCAAUAAAACGUACGUAUCAGACUUGGUAGAGCACAUACUGCAAGGCAUUGACCACUCCUCUCGAGACACCUGCUUGAUACGUUAYGUGGCUUUGCUCAACUCUUAUGUACCCAAUUCAUACCUUUCACUGUCACACUGUGAGGCUUUUCUGGGGCUGGGGRCAUAUACAGACAGUAAUGUAAGAGSAUACAAUUUCAAACAUCACUUGAGUGAACAAGCGAAAAUUCUUUUCAUUGAGCUAAAUGAAAGUACCCCUUACAUUUCAUCUAUUCGGAUAAUACACUGCCUGGUUGCAAAAGAAAUUCUGCAUCAGCUAUCAGGCAAUCAACCACAAAGUCAACUUGCAACAACUCUUCUUCAGGAAAAGACACUCUUUGAAAACAGAUUUGGACGAAAAGAAUUCAUAACGUUUAUCAGACAUCUGUUUAUUCGACGUGAUAAAAGAAGCAGGGGUGACAACACUGAUACUCUCUUCUCCCCAUUCAUUGAACAUGUCUGUAAAGCUGAAGACUGUGAAAAAGCUAUUGCUGUUUUAAAAGCUGCAUAUGAACUCCUUGGAAAAGAUGCUUUUUUUGCCCAGCAGCUGGCCAGACUAAAUUACAGCAAUGAAAAAUUUGAAGAUGCAAAAUACUGGGCAACGGUUGCAAAAUCUCAUUUGCCAACUGAUUCUUAUAUUUUGGAUACAGAAGGUCAAGUCUACAGGAGAUGGUUUAGUUUCACUGUGGAUAAAAUGACAGAGGAGGACACCCCUGAAAGCAUCAUUGAGAAGAUAAAAAUUGCUCUUAAAGCUAUGGAAUGCUUCAGGGCUGCACAACAGGCUGCAAAGAACGAACGUGAAACAAUGAACAAUGCUGGCUAUUUUGGAGAAGUAGAAGUAGGUUGUCGCCUUCUUCGAUUUUUGUCCACACUCCCUGUAUUCCGCAGAAGUCCAGAGGGGGAAUAUACUGAGCUUGUGAAAUACCUCAUCACAGAUUACGUUCCUGAAGACAUAAAACCGUGGGGAACGCUUCUUCAUUCCCGUUUAAGAGGCUUGCGCCAGAAUCUGUACAAUGCUCUGGAAUGGAUUUCAGAAGAAGUAAGUUAUUUCCAAACAGAUAAAAACCAAGACAAGGAUGAUGAAAAUGAUGCCAACGAAGAACAAAUUUAUAACCCCAGAAAAUGGCUGAAAAGACAAUCAGAGGUAUAUGCUAAAUUCUUCAUCUCAGCAUCACUCAUUGAUGAUAGCAACAAAGGUCCUGAAACUCAGCUCAUCAGACGCAUGAAUAUUUAUAGGAGUGGUGGAGGAAAUGUCACCAAUAUCCUGUCAUUCCUAACAGAUAAGAGAGAGAACAGGGCAGCUGAAAAGCUAGAAAGUAUCCUUAGUUUCUAUCCAGAAAACCCACACAGGCUGGAGGACAGCGAGCUGAUCAAUUAUAUUUUGAGCCACAUCACAYUGGCCUGCUUAGCACCAGGAUCAGCCAAACUCCUUCCACUGCAAAUUCUUCGUGAGCUCAGUAAAAAAUUCCUGAAAGGAAAAAGACCRUUUCCAGCAAGUGCCUAUUUUUUGCUAACUUUGCUGUACUGGCCAGAUGAGGCAUUAGACAAAGAGCCUACUCCAGACAAAGAUGAUAUUUUAACUUCAGCCCUUCAAACCCURAAACGUUUAUAUGACAUCAAGAUGAAAGAUGUUUCUACCACAAAGAAAAGAAUCUACACCCAUUUUUUUCUGGGAAAGGGKUAUGACUUACUUAAGAUUGUGCACAAAACUAAAAUUGAUAAAUUGAUGGUGGGGUCCUUAGAUGAGAGGAGAAUGAAGUGGCUACAUGGAACUGUAUGGAAUAUUCCCGAAAUUCGUGACAAUCUCAAGAGAGUUUCUGGCUGGACCAAGGACAGAAAUAUAUUUAUACGUGGUCAYGUGAAUGAGAUCCGUAUCUUGCCACUCCAUCAUGAAUCAGUGCCUGCUGGAAAUGAAAAUGUAACCUUUUAUAUAGGCUUUUCAUUUAAUGGUCUUGUUGCKUUCAAUAUUGAGGUUGAAAAUGAUGCAGCCUUCGGAAGAGCAUAAGGUAGGUAAUACAUUAACAGAACACACUGUGCUCUUAGAAGGUACAGCACUGGAAGUGUCCACUGUCACAUUUAAAACUAAAAAUUGAUUGCCCUGGUUGAACACCAGGCAACAAGAAAAUCAGAAUUAACUACUAUAAUAGUGACCAAUUAACUAAAAAAAUUUGAAACUACUAGUAAAGYGUAGUUUGAGCCAUGCCUUUUAUAGUUUUGGAGUCAAGAAAGCAAGAUUUCAGAUCAAAGACAGCAAUCUUCCUUCUCAGGUCAUAGAUUAUGAUUUUAAGUUGAUUUCUUGGUCGUCUUGAUCAGUACAAGAAUUUGUCCCGGGUAACUAUGGUUUUCUUCUUUUAUCAGAAACAGAAAAGUUUUACACCAUGUACACUGCUCUGGCCGUAACAUACUUCACACUCUGAUGUGUAUGAAAUACAACUCCCAACUGCCACUGUCAGUGUAGAAGGAAUUUUAAAGCUGACUUUGCAAACAUCAGGACUGAUAAAAAAAGAGAUCUGCCUAACUCCUACACUGCUUCUCUGUAUAAAUGUUCCCUUACUAGACAUAUCUGUAUCUGGGGUGGGGUACAGAGAUGUGAGCAAUUAGACAUGGAUGACAUAAAACAUUACUUGUAAGCACUGUUAUGUGUUCAAACAAUUCCUGCACGUAGUGAAAUGAUUUUGCAUUAUUAUCCAAGGAAUGCGACAGAGUACAGAACUCAAAUUUGUCUAUAGCAUACACCCAUGAUUUGAAAAAUGSAAAGGAUUUUUGUUUUCRGUGCUGUUUACAACCAUGAUGUCAYAUUCAACUUCUAAUAAAGCUGCCUGUUGUUUYUAAGUUUCUUGUAAGACAGUGUGACUAAAACUGCCAAAAAAACCUGUCAUAUAACUUGUUUCAAUCUAAUAAAUAUCUUUUAU
Malurus melanocephalus (red-backed fairy wren) is the source of this 5798-nucleotide messenger RNA. Its product is annotated as sterile alpha motif domain-containing protein 9-like. Gene Ontology annotation, molecular function: protein binding. The record is from RefSeq and is a predicted model, not a curated record. Gene Ontology annotation, cellular component: cytoplasm. The transcript is spliced from 3 exons. NCBI's taxonomy places the organism in Eukaryota, Metazoa, Chordata, Aves, Passeriformes, Maluridae. The coding region runs from base 233 to 4891 and encodes 1552 amino acids.